Molecule: messenger RNA, 1971 nt
Organism: Lytechinus variegatus (green sea urchin)
Lineage: Eukaryota; Metazoa; Echinodermata; Echinoidea; Temnopleuroida; Toxopneustidae
Product: monocarboxylate transporter 1-like
Exons: 4
Coding region: 199-1611 (470 amino acids)
Biological process (GO): transmembrane transport
Molecular function (GO): monocarboxylic acid transmembrane transporter activity
Source: RefSeq, a predicted model, not a curated record
GCGUUGUAGAGAGUUUCUCUGUAGUAAAUGCGGAGAAUCCAUAUUAGAGGCAGAAAGAGGACAACUUCCAUGCAUGUUAUUUUCAAUUCCUCUAGAUCCAGACUUAGGCAUGACUUUAGCAACUUAAAAUGAUCAUGAGGAUGCUCUUUUGAGUUCUACUUCAGUUCUAUUUUUUUCAAUUCUCUUACAACAAUCUAAAUGAGAAGCAUGUCUAACACCAGACUGAGCACGUGGAGAAAAAUUGCAUUCAUCGCGGCAUUCUUUUUCAUCGGCUUCAUUGAGAUGGGAGUCGUCAAGAGUUUUGGCGUGAUCAUCGCCGAGAUCGUCUUCCAAAUGAAUUCUGACCUCUGGACGGUUGGAUUUAUAUUUGGGGCUUACAACGGCCUAACAUAUCUACUUGGACCUUUUAUCUUACCGACGAUAAAGUACCUGAGUUUGAAACAAUCGUCUGCAAUUGGUAUCAUUGGUGGACUGUGUCUUGCGGCUUCUUCUUUUACAUCAAAUAUAGCCCAGCUGGCCACCUGUUUUGUAAUCUCAGGUGUUUCAUUUUCAUUCGUUCUUGCCGUGGCUCUUAUUCAGUUCAACACUUUUAUUUCGCCUGAGGACUUCGCGUUAUAUUUUGGAAUUACAGAUACGGGAGCUCCAAUAGGAAUGAUCCUUUUACCUAUCCUGGCAGAAUUUUUAAAAGAGACGUAUGGGUGGAGAGGCUGCAUGCUCCUCCUUGGUGGAAUCUUUCUCUACGCACCGGCAUCACUGUUGGUGAUGGCAGGCAGAAGAGAAGAUCUAGGAGAUACCUCUGAAAGGCUGCAUGUUGACGAAAGAGACAACAAUUCAAAUGGUGGGAAUGAUGUGAAUCUGCAGGCCGAGCAAGGUUCAAGUAUUGAUCUACUAGAAGGUCCAAGUUAUCAAGAAAUGGAGGACCAAGUAUCGGGCUCCCAGCAGGCAAAGAAAGCUCAAAGUCAGGAUGUCGUCAGCGCAAUAAGACACGUAUGGCGAUUCGUUUCUGAUUUCUUUGGCCUUUCCCUAUUCACAGAAGUAUCAAGUUUAUUCACAUUUUGCCUGUUUCAGCUUUCCGGCGGACUGAUAAUUACCGCAUGGGUAGUUUUCUUGAUACCACAUGGAGUUGCAAAGGGGUUUCCCCUAUCACGAGCUGUUUUUCUGGCAUCCAUAGGAGGAAUAGGAAACAUUCUUGGUAGGUUAGGCCAGGGUCCGAUCAUCUACCAUAAAUGGCUAUCAUCUUCGAGCCUCACUUUCAUCUGUGCUUUCAUUAACGCGUGUGUACUCUUAAUAGAUCCAUUAAUAGAUAGCUAUCCCGUUUUAGCAGCCGCCACGUUUGUCAACGGCUUCACUCUCGGUGCAAGGACAACAGUACUUGUUGUCCUGACUAAAGAAAUCCUUCCUGUUGAUAAUUUUGCGACUGGAUAUGGUUUAGUAGCUUUGUUCUACGGCUUAGGGCAACCCUUAGGAGGAUUGUUAGCAGGUUGGCUUUCAGGAACCUUCUCCUACAGCAUCGCUUUCAUGUUCCUUGGUGGAUUGGAAAUUAUGGGCACUAUCUUCUUGCUACCCACUCGAUACGCGCUGAAGCAAAGAAGUGAUCGUGAGGAAUUAUAACCAAAGUUUUGAUGGUGAACGAACACAGUUUUUUUAAUAAUGAGUGUAAAGUAAACGAAGAUAUAUGUUUUGUGAAGAGAAGUGGGAAUAACAAGGAUUCCUAAAAGAUAGCACUGUCACAGGGUAGAUUUGUGGCUACCUUGUGGCUGGGAUCUUUUAAUUGCAAUUUAAAGAGAAAUGCCAGUAGUUGCAGUAAACACUGAUUUCAUGAGAAAGUCUGUAAAACCAGACUUAAUUGUCAGUAUAUCAUCGAUGAUCUAGAUGUGGUACAGUUAUAUACAUUGUGUAAACUGAACUUUGUGAAAUCUUGAAAUCUACGCUGAAAAAUGUUCACACUGAAGAUCACCAACACAGAUAGGC